This is a messenger RNA of Botrytis porri, 906 nucleotides long. RefSeq lists its product as uncharacterized. Bases 1 to 906 code for a protein of 301 amino acids. Lineage: Eukaryota; Fungi; Ascomycota; Leotiomycetes; Helotiales; Sclerotiniaceae. The transcript is spliced from 3 exons. The record is from RefSeq and is a predicted model, not a curated record.
AUGACGGCACCAAGAUCCUUCACCUGGCUAAUAACAGGCGCCUCCUCUGGCAAAGGUAAAUCUCUCGCUAUUGAAGCUCUCAAGUCUGGCGCCAGAGUAGUUGGAACGAAUCGUGACAUAGACAAAGGCGAAAUGUCUUUUCCUGAAUUCGUGAAAAGAGGAGAAAUUUGGAUAACUUUAGAUCCCGCUCAUAAGGAUGCAUUUGAGAUAUUUUCGAGGUGCGCAACGGAGCACAACAUCGACGUUUUGAUUAAUAACGCUGAUUACACAAUGAUUGGUGGAGUGGAGGAUACAAGCGAAGAUGAAGUACGAGAGCAGAUGGAGGUCAAUUUCUAUGGGCCCCUCCGAGCCGUACGAGCCUGUCUUCUAGUAAUACGGCCAAAAGGAUCAGGUCACCUUGUCCUUAUAAGUAGUGGUGCCGGGUUCAUAGCGCGUCCGGCACGAUCAUCAUAUUCCGCCAGUCAAUUUGCAAUCGACGCAGUUUACGAAUCCCUCUCUCAUGAACUCAAGACUUCCGGCAUCAGAGUUCUCAUCGCAGAGCAAGGGGCAUUCCGAACCCCGUUCGCGAGCAGCAUCAGGACACCAGCUCAGUAUCAAGUCAGCAAUGGUUUCAGUGAAGCAUACAAAUGUACCGCAAUCGAGCAGAUGGUGAACGGGACUGUAACUAUUCUGUUUUUUCCAGACUUUGUGAAAGGAGAUUGUGAUAAAGCUGCGCGAGCACUUGCCAAUGCUGUCAUAGGAGGACAAGAUUAUCUGCGUAUGCCUCUAGAACCUGACUGUGUGACUACAUUAGAAGACAAUAUUAGACAAUUGCAAGAGGAUUUAGAUGCGACCAGAUCCAUCGCUACCGGUACUAAUUUGGUUGAUGAAUUCAACCGAACAAAGAUUUGGGUUUUGACCGGUUGA